UACGACUGUAAAGAAAGUUGCACUACAAAUUGGAGAUUUGAGAAGACUCAAAAUUAUUUUAGUUUUUCUUGUUGCAAAAGUUUGAAAUCAAGACCUUGAUUUUUUAGAAGAAGUAUAAUAGUGAUACUGUAUCCGAAAAAUCAAAUCUUUCCGAAAAUCCAAUCCAGUGAAGGGAAAAAGGUGAUAUUUUUCUCAGUCGUUGUGCUUUUUGUUGGUCUAAUUGAGCAAGUCCAGGAAUUUGUGCUAUGGUUCUUGCUAUAGUAGCAGGUGCCUCCGUGGCAGCUGCUGCCUUGGGAGGCAGAUAUUUGAUACGAAGCUGGCAGGCUUACAAAGCUCGCCCUGUUGUACCGCGGUUACGCCGGUUUUAUGAGGGUGGAUUUCAGCCCACCAUGACAAGCCGGGAAGCAGCAUUAAUUCUGGGCAUCAGAGAGCGGGAUGCCAUGGAGAAGAUAAGGGAAGCUCACAGGAGAGUGAUGGUGGCCAACCACCCUGAUCAUGGUGGUAGCGCAUAUCUUGCUACGAAGAUUAAUGAGGCCAAGGACAUGUUGUCCGGAAAAUCACAGAAUCAGGGGUCUGCAUUUUAAGUUGCAAUUAGAGAUGCUAAUUGUUCUAAUUAUACCCUGUCCAAAAAAAAUUUUAUAAAUAAAUCAAUCUAUUUAUUGGGGAGUAACCCAUUGAGUGCAUUAAAUCUUUUUGCUCU
Molecule: messenger RNA, 700 nt
Organism: Papaver somniferum (opium poppy)
Lineage: Eukaryota; Viridiplantae; Streptophyta; Magnoliopsida; Ranunculales; Papaveraceae
Product: mitochondrial import inner membrane translocase subunit TIM14-2-like
Exons: 4
Coding region: 246-584 (112 amino acids)
Biological process (GO): protein import into mitochondrial matrix
Cellular component (GO): PAM complex, Tim23 associated import motor
Molecular function (GO): ATPase activator activity
Source: RefSeq, a predicted model, not a curated record